Molecule: messenger RNA, 2614 nt
Organism: Scleropages formosus (Asian bonytongue)
Lineage: Eukaryota; Metazoa; Chordata; Actinopteri; Osteoglossiformes; Osteoglossidae
Gene: unc119a1
Product: unc-119 lipid binding chaperone a1
Exons: 5
Coding region: 359-1162 (267 amino acids)
Biological process (GO): lipoprotein transport; mitotic cytokinesis; positive regulation of protein tyrosine kinase activity
Cellular component (GO): centrosome; spindle pole; intercellular bridge
Molecular function (GO): lipid binding
Source: RefSeq, a predicted model, not a curated record
GCGGGGGGGGGCAUAUACAGGUGCAAUAACCGGGGGCCCGAAAAACGCGAUCGGCGGCGCGCCGUUAAACACUCCACGGCCCCCCCCUUCCCCCGCGCGUGAACUUCAGCGUGCGCACGCGUGUGUGCAUGUCUGUGUGUGUGUGUGUGUGUUCAUGUGUGCGCGUGCGGUCCGCCUCUGCUGUCACUCGCCGGUGGAGCGCCGCCGUGCCAGCGCCGGACCAGAAGGAGACCAUCGAAAGAACAGGGGAUUUGGAUUAAAUACUCAAAGAGCACGCGGCUGAGCCUUUCCUCUGGGGGGGGGAAACGGUUCUGUGUCUUUGCUGGACCGGGCGGGGGGGAGGAGGGACGGAGGGAGGAUGAGCUAUUCUUGCGCCAGUGGAGAGGCUGUGUGCGAUCGCCAGGACGCGUCCGAAAGCUCCUCCGCCAAGGCAGCGUGCGGCACGAUCGGCAGCGCGCGCAGCCCGGACCGCGGCGCCACGAGCCACAGCCCCCCCGGCAGCCCCGCCGAGACCACCACCCCCGAGCCGCCGGCAACCAUGAAGGUGAAGAAGGGCUGCAGCUCGUCCGAGGCGGGGGUGCCGGUCACCACGGAGGAGGAACUGCUGAGGAAAGCUGUCGUCACCCCCGAGGAUGUGCUGGGGCUGCAGAAGAUCACCAAGAAUUACCUGUGCGGCCCAGAAGAGAACGUCCACAACAUCGACUUCACGAGGUUUAAGAUCAGGGACAUGGAGACGGGCACGGUGCUGUUUGAAAUCACUAAACCCCCAUCUGCGGAGAGAGUGGGGGAGAAAAGGGACUUGGACCCCAAUGCGGGACGCUUUGUGCGAUACCAGUUCACCCCUGCCUUCCUGCGGCUGCGUCAGGUCGGAGCCACCGUGGAGUUUACGGUGGGCGACAAGCCCAUCAACAACUUCCGCAUGAUCGAGAGGCACUACUUCCGCGAGCAGCUCCUCAAAAGCUUCGACUUCGAGUUCGGCUUCUGCAUCCCCAGCAGCAAGAACACCUGCGAGCACAUCUACGAGUUCCCGCCCCUUUCGGAAGAGAUCAUGCAAGAGAUGAUCAAGCACCCGUACGACACGCAGUCGGACAGCUUCUACUUCGUGGACAACAAGUUGGUGAUGCACAACAAGGCGGACUACUCGUACAGCGGGGGUCCCUAGGGUCUGUGAAGGGUGGGGGUCGGGGGCAGGGGGUGGGCUACUGUGAAGGGACAGGCCGACCUCGUUGAGAAGGGGACGCUUGAGCAAACUGCACUGCAUAGGAUUUGUGUUGACGCCCACCGAGCCCUAUAUCGUGCAGGCCCCGGUGCCUCACCAUGCCCCCUUAACCAUCUUGCUCCACUCCACUGUCAUCAUCCUCCUCCCCCCAGCGACUCCAGCACACCUCAGCCAUACCACCUCUUUGGGUCAAUGACCUUGGAAGGGAUUGUGUUGCUUUAUCCUCUUCUCUGCUUCCAGUAUAGGACCCCCCCCCCCCACCCUACCCCACCCCCUCUCAUUUCGACCCCGUUGUUAAGGUGCAGCAGGAACCCUCCCUCUAGCACACCUCCUCAUGGUUCUCCAACCCAUCACACGCUGCAUGCUUAAUCACAGCUCUGCAACAUUCCAGGUGCCCUGGGGUCUGGCAGUAAUGAGGUUCCAAAGAUUAAAGCACCACAGAGAAUAGCACAUGUCCCCAAGGUAGACACAUGUCAAAAAAUUAAACUGAUAAACACAUAAAGAAUUACAUGGCUCUUGGAGCACGUUCGAGAACGGCUCGGUGCACCACACCGUUCGGUUAAUUGCUUUUUCUAGGCGCCGCUUGUCAACAGACGCCAACCACUGUGGUGUGUUACAGGUCAUGGGGUCACACCCUGGAUUUAAGAAGGCGAGCCACUGCGUACACAUGGGUGCUUUCACACAGCCGUAUAGGUUAUUACCACACUGGAUCACGGUUAUUGCGGUACAGAUAUUGUACGGUCUUCCCCCACCUUACGAAGGUAAUGUCUUAAUCAGGUAAAUUCUCAUAAGUCGAAGAUGUAAUUGCCAUGUGGUAAAAAAUUCUUUGCGUUCCAGAAUCGCCAUCCACUGUGGCAACUGGGGCAACUGGUAGCGUAGCAGUUAGAGCUGCUGCUUUCGAAUCCAAAGGUUGCAGGUUCGUGUAAAAUAUCACCAAAAUUCUCUUCAAGUAGACACGAUUACUUCAAUACUUAACUUUAGUUGCAUUAAUUACCCUCUAGUGCUGUAUUACCCUAAUUUGUCUACCUGCACUCGUUCAUCUCUUUCAUAUUUAUUAUGUACUGUAUUCAUGGGUUUUCUCUGGAUGCCCUUCGUGUGUGUGUGUGAGCUUGUGUGGGUGUUACAUUGCUGUAUAAAUGUGUGAAUGAUAAUAGGGAGUUCAGUGCAAUGCGUUUAGGACUAUAAGUGGCUAAAGGUAUGAGCUUAGUUCUAAUUAAUAUUCAUUGUACGUCACUUUGGAAAAAAAUAAAUGCAAGAAACGCCUUGUAGGUUGAAGAAGGGCUAUUAAAUGAAACUCCAAGUGUGUGCACGUGUUUGGAAGGGUAGUAACAAGGGACAUCUGGUAGUGUAGUAGUUAGAGCUACUCCCUGUGGGUCCAAUGGUUGCAGGUUUGAU